AUGGCCAAGAGUGUUCGUUCCAGUACUCGCAAGCGCAACGCCGCCCAACUUCGCAGCACGGUUUUCGGUCCUGCCGCCGAUGCGAGAACCGCAAGACUGUCUGCAAAAUUGCAAGAACUCUCUGCGCAAUCUCGUGAGACUAGCAAUCCUUCGAAGGAGUCUUCUGAUGACCUGGAUGAGAAAAAAUUACAAGAGGAUGCAGCCAAUCAGAUGGCGCUUGAUGACGAACAAACCGAUAAAUCAAAAUCUACAAAGACUCGUGCGAAUCGCUCCUUUCCGGUCCCGGUUCUCAGGUGUUUCUUCAGGAUGGCAGGUAGCCUCGCAAAGGCGGCCCUUGUUCUCGCCAAUGCGUUUAUCCCUAUCGCCGUGGUGCUCUUCAGCUCAGGGUAUUUUCCAUACAAGCCCAUAAUACCUGGAGAAGCGACAAUUGUGGGAAAUGGGGCAGCUCCGCCUAUUUUCGACAAGGUCAUUGUCAUGGUGGUGGACGCGUUGCGCAGUGAUUUCGUCUAUUCAAACAAUUCUGGUUUUCUUUUCACCCAAGAGUUGAUCCGCACAGGGGAUGCAAUGCCUUUCACAGCCCACGCAAGUUCGCCGACGGUAACGAUGCCUCGAAUAAAGGCCAUAACCACUGGUUCGGUUCCAUCCUUCUCCGAUGUAAUCCUCAAUAUUGCCGAGUCCGAAAGCAUGUCGACCCUCACUCACCAGGACACAAUCCUUGGACAGCUCAAGAGGGGCCUGUCCGGAAAGCUAGUCAUGUAUGGGGACGAUACCUGGUUGAAUUUGUUUCCAAACAUCUUCGACAGGUCUGAUGGGACCACUAGUUUCUUCGUUUCGGAUUUUGUCGAAGUAGAUAAUAAUGUCACUCGCCACGUCCCAGGCGAGCUUAUAAGAGAUGACUGGUCUGUAAUGGUACUGCAUUACCUUGGGUUGGAUCACAUUGGACAUAAAGCUGGACCCAAAAGCUCUCACAUGAUUCCUAAACAAAAAGAAAUGGAUGCCAUAGUCGAAGAUAUAUUCACCGCAAUGCAGGAGAGAGAACAUCUCCAGUCCACUCUGCUCGUUCUGUGCGGAGACCACGGAAUGAACGAGGCUGGCAACCACGGCGGGUCAUCUGCUGGAGAAACUUCACCAGCGUUGACAUUCAUAUCUCCAAAGCUAAAAAACCACAUUGCUAGUAUCGAAUCAACUUCCUGGAAUGCAGACGAAUACGAGUAUUUUCAGAUGGUGGAACAAUCGGAUAUUACACCUACAUUAGCGAAGCUUUUAGGUGUGCCCAUACCUCUGAAUAGCCUGGGGGUCUUUAUCCCAGCUUUUCUUGACAUGUGGGAGUCUGGUUCCGAUAGACUCGGAAUCUUACUAGAAAACGCCCAUCAAAUUCUAGACAUCGUCAAAAUGGCUUUCCCUAAACAUUCAUUCAAUGCCAAAACCUCGGUUACGGACUGUACAGCAGGUGUACUGUCCAGCAUUGAAGAAUUGGAAUGUGAAUGGAUUUCGAUUCUGGAACUCUUGACAGGUCUUGACACCCAUGUAUCACACGAUGUCCUUCAAAAGGCCAUUUAUCGAUUUCUCUAUAGAGCUCAGAGCCUUAUGAGCGGUGCCGCUAGCACAUACAAGCUUUCGAUGCUGUUUUCGGGCAGUCUAGCUGCAGCUGCAGCUUGCGUGUUUUCCCUCGUCGUCGCAUUUGGGCCUCUCAGAAAAUCCGGGUUUCCUGGAAUAUUCUUGGUGGUCACCGCAUUGCUGAGUGGUGCCAUAAUGUUUGCCAGCAGUUAUGUGGAAGAGGAACAGCAGUACUGGUACUGGAUCGUUACUGCAUGGGCUGCUUAUCUUCAUAUUAGAUUGUCUCAACGUGGCGGUGCUUCUGCAGCGUCUUUGACCGGCGUAUCGAGCACGAUCUUCCUUGCUAUUUUGAACCGGAUUAUGCGGCGAUGGAACCAGACCGGUCAAAAGUUUGCUGGCGAAUCAGACAUAGUUCACGGCUUCCUCUCUUCCCGACCAAAAUUCCUCUGGGCUUUGAUCUUGUUAACUUACGUGGCAAGUUUCUGGGGCCUGGUUCGAUCAUCGCCAAUUAAAAGCAAAGCGUGGUUAUCGAUUUGGACUACACUUUGUGCUGCUCUGUCUGUAGCGGCCGUUUCCUUCAAGGUCUCGUUUGCCGCAGCAGAUUCUCCAGAACUGCUGAACGAGUGGAUGCUCAAGCUCGUAGAAGCCGGUUCUAGUUUUUCACUGGUUCUACAAGCCCGUGUGGUAUUUUUGGGAAUUUUCGUCCUAUUUGUUAUUCUCACAUGGGCAAAUUCCACGUUUGGCCAAAAGAGAAGUGUGACAAGCAAACGACUCUUUCACGAACUCUUGACAUUGUUCCUGGUGACACAGUCUAGGGCAACCAAUAUUCCUCUAUUCUUGAUUUUCAGAGCCCAAGCAUCAAUCAUUAGCAAAUGCCGUUUGAGUGGCGUUGAAGCCACAAUCAAUUCGAUUUUGAUGCAGCACAUGGCGUUUUUCGCAUUUGGUGGAUCGAAUGCAAUCUCAUCAGUCGACUUGUCUAAUGCCUAUAAUGGUGUUAGCGAUUACAAUGUUGUGGUCGUUGGUCUUCUCACAUUCAUAAGUAACUGGGCGGGCCCAACCUGGUGGAUUUCAGCAACUGCAUUGGUGCAGGAUCACUCGACUCCAGUCAAGGCGACGGAUCGGAUAGCAUUGCUGACAUUCAACACUGCUUUUAGCUUGAUGUCUGUGAUGGCGGCGUGCACCAUGCUCAGAACCCAUCUCUUCGUGUGGACGGUGUUUUCACCCAAGUUUUUGUAUAGCAUUGCAUGGGCAUUGGUGAAUCAUAUCGGCUUGAAUCUGCUGGUAGCUAGCAGUCUUUCGAGUUGGCUUUCAUGA
Molecule: messenger RNA, 2871 nt
Organism: Talaromyces rugulosus
Lineage: Eukaryota; Fungi; Ascomycota; Eurotiomycetes; Eurotiales; Trichocomaceae
Exons: 11
Coding region: 1-2871 (956 amino acids)
Biological process (GO): GPI anchor biosynthetic process
Cellular component (GO): endoplasmic reticulum membrane
Source: RefSeq, a predicted model, not a curated record